Molecule: messenger RNA, 504 nt
Organism: Vicia faba (fava bean)
Lineage: Eukaryota; Viridiplantae; Streptophyta; Magnoliopsida; Fabales; Fabaceae
Source: the annotation of a GenBank genome assembly
AUGCAGUAUGUCAAAGAUCUUAUCAGCAAUACCAUUUACAAGAUUAUUAGUAAGAUUGUGGUCAAUAGGCACAAGAUAGGUAUUGAUGACAUGGUUUCUCCUUAUCAAACUGGUUUCAUCCCCAAGAGAAGCAUCCAUGAGAAUAUUGUCAUGACUAAUGAAAUGGUCCAUAGCAUGAAUAAGCUUAAAGGUAACAAGGACUUUUUUGCUAUCAAGCUGGAUUUAUCUAAGGCCUAUGACAUGAGUUGGAGCUUUAUCAAAAAGGUUAUGCAGCAGGUUGGCAUACCUGAGAAGAUCAAUCAGAUUAUCUUGCAUUGCAUAUCAACUGUCAAGAUAAAUGUGUUGUGGCAAGGUCAAAAGGGAACAAAUAACCAAAAAAACACCUUAAAAGAUCUGAAUAGACAGGUUCGCUCCAGCUCGCACAAUCAAGUCCAAGUUUCUCAAAUGCUGCAAGCACAACAUCGAAAUCAAAAUCGAAAAACAACAGUUCGUUACACUCCAUGA